This is a messenger RNA of Trematosphaeria pertusa, 795 nucleotides long. RefSeq lists its product as uncharacterized. The transcript has a single exon. Bases 1 to 795 code for a protein of 264 amino acids. The record is from RefSeq and is a predicted model, not a curated record. NCBI's taxonomy places the organism in Eukaryota, Fungi, Ascomycota, Dothideomycetes, Pleosporales, Trematosphaeriaceae.
AUGUCAGCUCCACCAUCGCCCAACGCCAUGAAGCGCAGAAACCUGGAGGAUAUCAAUGAACGAAUUACGACGAAGAAAGUGAAGAUUUCUAGCGGGGGUUCGGCACCCGCAUCACCAACUGCGGAUGUGGAUGAAGAAAAACUCGAUCAUUCUCGCGUAACUGGAGUGUUGGCUGAAGACGAGCCGCGAGAGCAAGGGCAAGAGCAAAAGCAGGACGAAGCUCCUAGUGAGAAUUCCGAUCUGGGGGCUGAUAUUCUUCCUACGCACGAUGCUGGUUGCUACCCUGGCGAUGCGUAUGCACAUAUCUUUACGGCGGAGAUGGAGGACGCGUUGGAUAGGGCGGCGAAGAUGCGGAUUCCCGGGGAGGAUGAGGAGGAUGGAGGUGAAGAUGGAGGUGAAGGUGAGCUGGGAAGGGAGGAGCGUGGAGGGGAGGCGCAGGUGAUGGUGGAUGAGGAGGAGCGUCCCAGCACCCCCAGCACAAACGACUGGAUCAUGCAGCCCGAGACUGGCGAUCUCGAGGCCAACACGAACAUAGAAGGCUCAGGACUCCCAGACCUUAUCAGCCCCAGCCCCGGCGAAGCGGACAGCGACGACUUGGAACUGGAACCCGGCCAACCCAUCGGCGACGAAGGAAGCCUCGCUUGCGAAUGGGCGCUCGGCCCGCAGUGGGCAGACAUCCCCCUCGUCGAGGCGAUAUGCUGCAUGCCGCCGCUGCCUGCGUGGAGCGAGGAGCAGCAGGCGGAGCUGGAGAGGGCGGCUGCGAUGCCGCUGCCGGAUGAGAGUGAGGAUAUGUGA